Dentiscutata erythropus is the source of this 154-nucleotide messenger RNA. The record is from the annotation of a GenBank genome assembly. NCBI's taxonomy places the organism in Eukaryota, Fungi, Glomeromycota, Glomeromycetes, Diversisporales, Gigasporaceae.
AUGGCAAGCGCAUUAGAGAUAUUUUUACAAAUUGAGGACAUUUUUCAAAUGAACUUGAAAGUGAUAGAAAAAAUUCAAAAGAUCAUAGAUCAAAUUAAUGUUGAAGAAUCUGAAAAUUUUGAAACACCUCUAAAAUAUCUAAAGAAGGUCAUUG